AUGGAGGUUAAGGCUUGUUUGAUAAUCCUCCUCCUUGCAUUGGUCGUGGUGGCUGAAUCAACUCCUUAUAUCCAUGAGGCUAGCAGCUGGGGUCUGACCAAGUAUGGCACAUGCGAUGGCGCGAUUGGUGAAUGCAUUGGAGAGGAGGAUGAGAUGUUGAUGGAUUCUCAUCCUAGCCGAAUGCUUAGACGCCGCCGCCAGAGGUACAUAAGCUAUGGAGCUCUCAAGUCCAACUCCGUCCCAUGUGGUCGCCGCGGUCACUCCUACUACAAUUGUCAAAGGAGGCGCAAGGCUAAUCCUUACAGACGCGGUUGCAACAUCAUUACACAUUGUGCAAGGAUCACUGGUUGA
Molecule: messenger RNA, 351 nt
Organism: Quercus robur (English oak)
Lineage: Eukaryota; Viridiplantae; Streptophyta; Magnoliopsida; Fagales; Fagaceae
Product: protein RALF-like 19
Exons: 1
Coding region: 1-351 (116 amino acids)
Source: RefSeq, a predicted model, not a curated record